Entrophospora candida is the source of this 2853-nucleotide messenger RNA. NCBI's taxonomy places the organism in Eukaryota, Fungi, Glomeromycota, Glomeromycetes, Entrophosporales, Entrophosporaceae. The record is from the annotation of a GenBank genome assembly.
AUGGAGAUUGAAAAACCGGAAUCAACUAUUGACGAGGGACUUUACUCUCGACAACUUUAUGUGCUUGGUCAUGAUGCCAUGAAAAAAAUGGGUACUUCAAACAUUCUUAUUGUAGGCUUAAAAGGUCUUGCCAAGAAUGUUGUUCUUGCUGGUGUCAAAAGUGUAACUCUUUACGAUCCUGAACCAGUAAAACUUUCAGAUUUAUCAACACAGUUUUUCCUAAGAGAGGAAGACAUUGGAAAACCAAGAGCUAUUGUGUCCGCCUCAAGGUUAGCUGAACUUAAUCAUUAUGUGCCUGUAUCUGUUCUUGAUGGUGAAUUGACAAACGAUAAGAUAAAAAAUUUUCAAGUCGUUGUAUUAACAGAAACUCCUUUGAAAAAACAAUUGGAGAUUAAUGAUUUUACUCAUGCAAAUGGAAUAAGUUUCAUAUCAACUGAUAUCCGUGAUCCACUUGGCGGAAUGAUUGCUGCAGUCUCCAAAGAAUCAGAUAGUGUUGUAGCAUGCCUUGAUGAAUCACGUCAUGGUUUAGAGGAUGGUGAUUAUGUAACUUUUACAGAAAUAAAAGGGAUGGAAGAAUUAAAUAAUUGUGAACCAAGAAAAAUAAAAGUUCUUGGUCCGUAUACAUUUAGUAUUGGGGACACUUCAAGUUUUGGGGACUAUAUAAGUGGAGGUCUUUUUACUCAAGUUAAAAUGCCUAAAACAAUCCACUUUGUAAGAUCAUUAAAUUAUUAUCAUAAUCAUAAUUUUUUAAAGUUCCUUAUUUCUGAUUUUGGAAAAUGGGAUCGGCCAGAGCAAUUACAUAUAGGUUUCCAGGCAUUAAAUGAAUUUGCAGAAAAAAACAAGGGUCUUCCACGUCCACAUAACGAAGCUGAUGCAGAAGAAAUUAUAUGCUUAUCUAAAGAAAUUAAUGAGCAAUCUGAAGAAAAGAUUGAGAUUAAUGAAAAACUUUUAAAACAAUUGUCAUACGGAGCUCGUGGUGACUUAUCUCCAAUGGUUGCAUUUUUUGGUGGUUUAGUAGCUCAGGAAGUAUUGAAAGCAUGUAGUGGUAAAUUUUGUCCGAUUUUUCAAUAUAUGUAUUAUGAUUCUUUGGAAUCUUUGCCAAACGAUGUUGUCCUCAAUGAAGAGAGUUGUGCUCCACGUGAUUCUCGUUAUGAUGGUCAAAUUGCAGUUUUUGGAAAUGAAUUUCAAGAAAAAAUUGCCAAUUUUAGAGAAUUUUUGGUCGGAUCUGGUGCUAUUGGGUGUGAAAUGUUAAAAAAUUGGGCCAUGAUGGGUUUAGGUACCGGACAUAGAGGUGUAAUUCAUAUCACUGAUAUGGAUACAAUUGAAAAAAGUAAUUUAAAUAGGCAAUUUUUAUUUAGACCUGGAGAUGUAGGGAAAUUAAAAUCUGAAACAGCAGCAGCGGCUAUUUCUAAGAUGAAUCCUCAUACAAGAAACAAAGUUAUAGUUUAUCAAGACCGUGUUGGUGCCGAGACAGAAAAUGUUUUCAAUGAUGAUUUCUUUGAAAAUUUAGAUGGUGUUACAAAUGCUCUGGACAAUGUUGAUGCACGAAGAUAUGUGGAUAGAAGGUGUGUGUAUUACAGAAAACCUUUAUUAGAAUCUGGAACUUUGGGUACAAAAGGCAACACGCAAGUUGUGAUUCCUUACUUAACAGAAUCCUAUUCAUCAUCACAAGAUCCUCCUGAAAAAUCUAUUCCAAGCUGUACACUAAAAAAUUUCCCUAAUGCUAUUGAACACACCAUUCAAUGGGCCCGUGAUCUUUUCGAGGGAUUAUUUAAAUCUCCAGCAGAAAAUGUUAAUUUAUAUUUAAGCCAACAAAAUUAUAUUGAUUCUGUCUUAAAACAAGGCGGAAAUUCCAAAGAAGUUAUAGAGAUAAUUAAAAAUUUUUUAGUUACAUCUAAGCCAUUAAGUUUUGAUAAUUGUAUUGUAUGGGGCAGAUUGAAGUUCGAAGAAUAUUUUAAUAAUAAUAUUCAACAAUUGCUUUUUAAUUUUCCAAAAGAUUCUCUUACAUCAUCGGGCACAAACUUUUGGUCAGCAGCAGCAAAUUUACACGCAUUUAAUUAUGGUUUAAAAGGGGAAAUUGAUCGUGAAUAUAUAAAAAGUGUUUUAAAUAAUGUAAUUGUACCUGAAUUUACACCAAGAGCUGGUGUAAAGAUUCAAGUUCAAGAAAAUGAGACAAUUCAACAAGCAAGUAUUGAUGAACAAGAAUUAGAAGAACUGAUUUCAAGUUUACCACAGCCAUCGUCACUAGCAGGAUAUCGAUUGAAUCCAGUGGAAUUCGAGAAAGAUGACGACUCAAAUUUUCAUAUUGACUUUAUUACAGCAACUUCGAAUUUGCGAGCAACAAAUUAUAGUAUUCAACCUGCUGAUCGUCAUAAAACAAAAUUCAUAGCUGGUAAAAUCAUUCCGGCAAUUGCUACAACAACUUCUUUGAUAACAGGUUUGGUUUGUUUAGAACUGUACAAGAUAAUUGCAGGAAAAAAUAAACUUGAAGAUUAUAAAAAUGGUUUUGUUAAUUUGGCAUUACCAUUCAUCGGAUUUUCUGAACCUAUUGCUAUGCCGAAAUUCAAGUAUCAUGAUGUUGAAUGGAGCAUAUGGGAUCGGUUUGAAGUUGAUGGAGAUCUUACUCUUCAAGAAUUUUUGGAUCAUUUCAAAAAUCAACAUGAGCUUGAUGUUACCAUGUUAUCUUGCGGUGUUAGCAUGUUAUAUUCUUUCUUUUUAAUGGGAAAAAAAAGAGAAGAACGUCUAAGAAUGAGAAUAUCAAAAUUGAUUGAAACAAUUUCCAAGAAACCAGUUCCACCACAUGUCAGAGCACUUGUUCUAGAAAUGUGUGUCAAUGAUCGUAAUGAAGAAGAU